GGGGAAGUGGGGGUAUAUUUAGUUUGGCCACUUGAAAGAAAAAGUGUUAAUAAAGUUUUAAAUUUUUUUUUUUUUUAAAAGGAAGGAAUUUAUGAAGUUUUUUCAGAGUUAUGUGUUUAGCAAGGACCCAAUUAUACCCAAACUCGAUUCCCACCAUUCACCUCGUUUUCCUCCCAAAAUUUACAAUUGUAAUUAGUUGUUAAAUGUGCUGGAAAUGAAGGGGGGGAUAAAAUGUUAGAAUAUUACAGUAGUGAUGAUCAACGUAUAUUUUCUAACCUUCUUCAAUAUAUAUAUACGACAUACAUAUGAUAUUGGCCUUAAUGCCAAGAAAUCGGGCUCGGGAUACAGUGUGGAUAGAUCAUGCGAUGGGCCAAAAUGGCAAAGUUUUUAAACUAAACAGUUAAAACUGUUAGCAUACUUGAUUCUAACUAUCCGGAACAUUCGGGUUAACUGGCGAUGACCGGAGACACACUUGAUUGUAAGCCGGAAUUGUGCACGCAUCCCGCCGGACGAGCUGGAAAAUUUUGAUAGGCGAUGACGAUCUCGAGUUGGCGUCCUUGGAGACGGUAGUAUCGAGAUUUAUUCUAAGGCAACGGCCUAAUGAUUGUAAUCCAGACAGCAAAGAUUUUUUGCACAAGUGGGCUACAAAAGUUAACACCAGCAUCUUAAAAAAACAUGCAGAUUCGAAAGAUCUUGACAUCAGUGAACUGAUCAGAGAAAUUCUGGAUUUCAAAGAAGCGUCCAGCAGUAGAAAAAGAAAAAGAAUUGAGACGGCAAGAUCAAAGGAGAGUAAAAUUCAGGAUGAUGAAAUAAGCCCUAAAAAGAAGAAAUCCGUAAAAGAUAAAAAUGAGGAACAAAGUUCCUCCAAGAAAACAGAUGAGAAAGUAGAGACUGAGAAGCUUAAAAAGAAAAGGAACACAAAGGAGAAGAAAGAUGAACAUGCUGACAAAUCAAGCAAGAAAACAGGGUACAAUAUGGGAAGAAAGAAACAGACAAAAGAACAGGAGAAAAAGAAAUUGGAAGCCUCUGCAGCAAUUAGCAUGUCAAUGGAGAUAGUGUCUAUGGCAAGUCAGUUUUCAAAAGAUGCUGACACACCAGCGCUAGCUGCACCCAAAGACACACAAAUUGAGCAGGAGAAAGAAGACAUAAACGUUGUUAAAUCUCCCACCAAAAGAUGGCUUCCAAUUACUGAAACAAAAUGUCCACUUACUAAUAGACCAGCACAGACACAAAUUGAACAGGAGAAAGAAGACAUAAACGUUGUUAAAUCUCCCACCAAAAGAUGCCUUCCAAUUACUGAAACAAAAAGUCCACUUACUAAUAGACCAGCACAGACACAAAUUGAACAGGAGAAAGAAGACAUAUUAAACAUUGUUAAAUCUCCCACCAAAAGAUGCCUUCCAAUUACGGAAACAAAAAGUCCACUUACUAAUAGACCAGCACAGACACAAAUUGAACAGGAGAAAGAAGACAUAAACAUUGUUAAAUCUCCCACCAAAAGAUGCCUUCCAAUUACUGAAACAAAAAGUCCACUUACUAAUAGACCAACACCAGUAAAUGAUUUCAGCGAUUCUGCUGUUAAUCACUCGUACAUAGAUAUGCAUUUGAGUCGGCACCACUCAACACCACUGACCGAAACAUGGGGUUUAUGCCAAAGGUCAAUGCAGUUUCCCAUAUCAAAUAACAACUGUCAAAGUCAAGCAGCAACAAACAGCAAUAUUCCAGUUCCUUCUCCACAAGUCUUGGAAACUCUGAGGGGCAUCUUGCUGCCAGACUUUCAGACCUAUGCCAGAGAAUUUCUUGAUCACUUUGGCCAUGCCCAAUAUCAUCAAAAUUACUCCUUUCAACAGAGUAUCUGCAAUCAAACAAAUUACCAAGGCCAAGGUUACAACAGCUUUACUGAAAGCGUAAUGGAGUAUGGAAAUCUGUCAUCAGAGUAUUACAAUUUAUCUCCAAGACGAUCUCCAAGGUUGAUGAAAUCAUCAACCCCUAGACUAUCACAAAGCCCAAAUGGAAUCGUCAAAAGCACAGCACCAAGGAGAUCACUACUCCCUACUCUGUCGGAGGAUGAUGGGGGCAGCGCUACAGUAACAUCAAUCCCAGCCAGCACAGUGACGCCCCAAAUCAGUGUUCCCCACAGUAAUCAAAGAGAGGGUAAUGGAAGUACCACUGAAUCUGGAUCCUACACCCCUGACUGUGAGAGCAGUAAGCAAGUGAAAAUAAAGUUGCUGGAGAAUUGUCUAUUUGAAGUGGAGAAGUUGGCACUAAAGAAAAUUACAGCUAUGGCCAGGAAAAACAUUAAUCCUGGCUAUACAUUGUGUUUGAAGAUGUUGCCUCUUCUUUUCACGGAAGAAGAAAUGGCAAGAUCCAGGGGCCAAGGGUUAAUAAAGCCCAAACCUGGUGACCUGCGACCAUCCCUGGAUAAAAACAAAAUCCUAGCUGUAAAGGAUUAUGUGAAGUCCUGGUGUCGAAAAAACAAUUUUUCUACUCCAUCAGAGGCUCGCCUCAAUGAUGCUAUCACCGAGAAAAUUGCAUAUUGCAGAAAGUUGAUGAAGAAGCACCAGAAGUAGUGAGAUUUAAAUUCAAUGUUUGUGGAAGGACGUGUACUGAUUUUACAACUGUAUUGCCCCCCCCCCUUUAUUUCAUGAAUACUUUGUCUUAUUAUAGUGAAGAGGUACAACUACAGGGAUGGGGUCAAUUACAUUGAUGAUUUUGUUAAUUACUUGCAAUUACAAUUACAUUGAUUUCUUUAACAAUGUAAUUAAUGACUUUCAAUUACUUUGAGGAAUGUAAAUGAAAUACAUUUCAGUUACUGAAGUUUAUAUUUCAAAAUGUCAUCGAAGACUUGCCCACAAAGCCUGUUUUAAUUCAUUUUCAAGCUUUUUGAAGAAUUGUGGUAAAAAUUUGGCUUUGAAUUUUCAAGAUGCAUUUUUGGGACAUGAAAUUCAUCCAAUACAUUUUAAGUCAAUUGUUUAGUUCUGUAUAAUAUCUGAAUGAAGUGAACUCCUUUUUCUACCUGUGCUUAUGUUCUUGUGUAUGAGAGAUGUUCACACCUAUACAAAAUUAGCCCAUUACAUACAGCCCUGGGCACAGUGGCCAUGCUUCACCAAGGAUACAGACAUAAUGAGACAUAACACAUCUAAUUAUUGCAUAAACACUCCAUGACAAACAUUCUAAUGCCAUUAUUGUCAGACUCUUUCAUUCCAUCAUUUUCAAACUUUUAAGAUUUGUAAUUGAAAGAAAAGUCAAUUACAAAUAUAUCCGAUUACUUUAUAAAAAUGUAUAUAAAUACAGCUAAUUACAUUUACAUUUUUCAAUUAACCCAUCCCUGUACAACUAAAUGGGAAAAAAUGGAUGCAAUGAGCUGAUAUAAUUUUUUAUCUUUCUAUUUCAAAUUGGUAUACAUGUAAUUGUCAAUUUUGUGAAAUAUUACAUCUGGUUGUAAGUUUUGUAUAAAGUCCAAAAAAUGUUACAGAUAUAGCACCCCCUUGUAAUUAACCGUUUACAAAUUUACUGUAUGGGACAUAAACUGACAAAUCAUUGGAAAAAAACUCAACUCUACUCCAUGAAAUGUAUUUAGAUUUUAAUAUCACAUGACUAUAAUGUGUCUGUUUUUAUCAGUUUAGAAAUUUGUUUGCAUCCUUAGGAUCUUUAUGAAUUUGUGUUAAUUACUUAUUGAACUACAUAUUACAUGUAUAUUAUUAUAAACAUUAGAAAUAUUUAAAACUACUGUACAUCUGUACAAUCUCCUUUGUUAGUUGUGUGAUUAUUAUUAAUGUACUUGUCAUUUAUUGAUGAAAAAUUUAAGCUGUUACACCCCCAUGAUUGUAUGUAUUGUUAAAUACAGUUCUAAUUUUCAAAUACCUGUCAGUUAUUGUAUUCAUUAUUUUUUCAAUCUUGUAUUCCGUUAUAGGAGUUACUAAAUAUGCAGGCCACAAGUAGACUCCUUAUAAUAUGUAAUUUUUUGCCUUGGCUGUUGAUGAGGCGUAUUGUACAGGCGUAUUUUCGCCAGAGACGUAUUUCCUAGUUGAGGCGUAUUUUCUACAAUUGGAGGGUUUUUGUACGGGUGUAUUUUCGCUAGAGACGUAUUUCCUAGUUGAGGCGUAUUUUCUUUUUAAAGGCGUACUUAUUAAUCUAGACGUACUAAUUUGCAUAAUUCAAGCUAAAUUACGCCCGGAGUACGCCUCAGGUACGCCAGUAUUUUCCAUAGGAUUUGUUGUUUUUUGUACGGGUGUAUUUUUGCUAGAGACGUAUUUCCUAGUUGAGGCGUAUUUUUUUUUUUAAAGGCGUACUUAUUAAUCUAGACGUACUAAUUUGCAUAAUUCAAGCUAAAUUACGCCCGGAGUACGCCUCAGGUACGCCAGUAUUUUCCAUAGGAUUUGUUGUUAAAAAUCUAGCUGGACUUUCAGAAUUAUGGGUACGCCAGGAAAUUUUUAAAAUUACGUGAGCAAAUUUUCGUACGGGUUAUAUUGAAUUCUGUAUUCAACUGGGAACCAGUGAAGAUCUAUUAGAACAGGAGUAAUAUGGUCUGAUUUUUUUUAGCGUGUUAUUAAUCUUGCAGCUGUGUUUUGUGCCCUCUGAAGUUUGCUGGUGUGUUUAGAAUGAACACCAUAAAGCAAUGCAUUUCCGUAAUCUAAUCUGGAUGUAACUAGCGAGUUUACUAGAGUUUUACAUGCUUCAUCAUUGAUAAAUGUUAAAAGUGUAAUUAACACACACAAAAUAAAAAUAAAAUGUGAUAAUAUGUUUAUAUAUAAUAUUGGGGGCAGGGUUUGACACUAAGGCACACCCGACCGACCGAGACUACUAAAUGAUAGGUCUGGUCGGGUAAAAUGUUUAUUUACUAGUCCGACUGGUCAUGUUAAAAAUAUGAACAAAUUUAAGAAACUUUACUUUAAAUCAUAAGAUAUUUUAUUCAUAAAAAAAAUAACUGUACAGAGUUUGCGAGCAAUUUUGAACCGCAUGAUGACAUAAUCUCUAUCUUUAGUUCUAAUAAGUCGUAAGUGAUGUUCUACGACAUCUACACAUUGUUAAUGUGUGUAAAGUUAUGUUUUGGUUAAAUAGAAUUAUUGAAUUCACUUUCAUUAAAAAAAACACCAAAACAGUUCAUUUGAAUUGAAUAUAAGAAAGUGUUUAUUAAACAUAUGUGCGGGAAUGUCUAUAUAAUCAAAUAUGAAAUCUCGUCCUCAAUGAAAGCAAAAUAUGUCUCAAGAAAGAAAAAAAAGGAAAACGUUGGGAAGAAACAAAGCAGCUAGGGCUUAUGAAAUAGAGAUUUAAAAAAAAAUAUUGAGGUCAAUUUAUUCUAAAUGGAUUAAAGAAUUUCCGUGCCGGUAAAAAUUUAAUGAAACUGAAAAUAGGGUUGCAUGAAAGUAAAAGCAUCAAAUUGAAUGACGAGAUUAAAGAUUUUUUUGAGACAAUUAAAUGCAUUUUAGUUCAAACUUAACCUUUUUCAUUUAAAUUAAGUACAUGUAUUUAGAUAUGGAGAAUCUUAUAAGAUUUUUUUCUGGAACGUUGGUCAGGGCUAGUGGAUGUAAGGUCAGGUCUAGCAAAAAUCCUUUUAAGUAGCCCGAUUGGUCUAGUGCCCCAAAAAGUUAAUGUCAAACCCUGGGGGGCGAGUGUCUCAAGAGAAGGGGGCGACUUGUCCUGAGAGAGGGCGAGUUGUCCUAAGAGGGGGCGAGUUGUCUUGGGGGCGAGUUGUCCAGCAUUCGAAUUCUAUUGGUAUCAAUUAUAUAGUAGGCCUAGUAAGAAUACUAUUCUUCUUCUAUUCAGUAGAAAUAGAGCAACACAUACAAGAAUAUUUAAGCUUACAUUUAUGUAUAGUAGUCUGGUACCACUAAAUAUAUUAAGUUGAGUGUUCAUAAUAUGUUAAAAAUUCAGAUCAUGAUGUUUAUUUACAUGUCAGAGGGCAUAAACAUGCACCAUACUUUUCAUGAAGCACCAACACUCUUCAUGAAGUAUGCUGGUGUAAAGCGCAGCAGUUCAGGGUACCUGUAAAGUGCGAAACGAAACGAAAUAUACCGAAACGAAACGAAAUCCACCGAAACGAAACGAAAUAUGUCGAAAGGAAACGAAACCCACCGAAACGAAACGAAACCUACCUAAGCGAAAUGAAACAAAUUGUAUAACCGAACUCUUUUAAUUAUAAUAAUUAAAAAUGGCAUCUUAGGCCCCUGUGAAAGUUACCACAUAUCAAUAAAAUUCGCCUCCCCUUUGAUGCUUAACUGAUACAAAGUUUUAAAAGUUGGAAGGGUGGGGUGGGGGGUGAGUAAGCACAAAGUACAUAAAUA
Ostrea edulis (European flat oyster) is the source of this 6284-nucleotide messenger RNA. RefSeq lists its product as uncharacterized. Lineage: Eukaryota; Metazoa; Mollusca; Bivalvia; Ostreida; Ostreidae. The coding region runs from base 975 to 2570 and encodes 531 amino acids. The record is from RefSeq and is a predicted model, not a curated record. Gene Ontology annotation, molecular function: DNA binding. The transcript is spliced from 8 exons.